Messenger RNA from Trichomonas vaginalis G3, 1191 nucleotides. RefSeq names its product putrescine biosynthetic process from ornithine. The record is from RefSeq and is a predicted model, not a curated record. Gene Ontology annotation, molecular function: ornithine decarboxylase activity. Bases 1 to 1191 code for a protein of 396 amino acids. Lineage: Eukaryota; Parabasalia; Trichomonadida; Trichomonadidae. Gene Ontology annotation, cellular component: cytoplasm. The transcript has a single exon.
AUGCAUCACGUCGCACCACACGACAACUUCACCAUCAUCAAGAAUGAGAAUGAAGUUAUUCAGAAGUGCAUGGACCAGAUCGACAAUGAUCAGUCAUUUUGGGUCGCUGAUUUCAAUCGCGUUCGUCAUUGCCUUGCCUUAUGGGAAGAAAACUUAAACAGAGUUCACAUCCACUACGCUAUGAAGUGCUGCGAUGAGCCAGAGCUUCUCAAAUUCCUUGCUGACCGUGGUGUUGGCUACGAUUGCGCUUCCCAAGAUGAAGUCCAGAGAAUUCUUGCAUUAGGCGUUGAUGCAAACCGUAUUGUCUUCGCUCACCCAAUCAAGAGCAUCGCAUCAAUCAAAUACGCUAAGGAGCACGGAGUUACUCGUUUAGUUUACGACUCUGAAGAAGAGCUUCGUAAGAUCUUACGCUACUACCCAGAAGCUGAAGUCUUCCUUCGUAUCAAGCCACGUUUCACACACGCCAAGAUUCAGCUCUCCAACAAGUUCGGCGCUGAUCCAAAGGAUGUUCCGAAACUCAUGCAGCUCGCAUCAGAGUUAGGCGCUAACUUCAUCGGCUUCUCAUUCCACGUUGGCUCACUUUGCGAUGAUAUCACAACUUUCCGCGUCGCUCUUGAAUACGUAGCCGAAUUGAAGGCUAAGGCUGAACAGAUCGGCCUUAACGUUUCAUUCGUUGAUAUCGGCGGCGGCUUCCUUCCACCAUCAGUCAAAGCCAAAUACACAUUUGCCGAAAUCGCUGAAGCUAUCAAUACAGCUAUCGACGAACUAUUCGAUGGUGAUGAGAUCGAGUUCCUCGCUGAGCCAGGCCGCUUCAUUGCUUCUGAUUUCAUGGAUCUUGUUAUUCCAGUCAUCUCCGUCAAGGACCACCACGAAGAUGGUGAAGAACAGUCUGUCUUCAUGGCAGAAGGUAUCUACGGCGCUUUCAACGCUCUCAACUACGACCACGCUGAGCCACACUUCUUAAUCAGAACAGAAGGAGCUGCUGACGGCGAAAGAGUCAAGACAACACUUUGGGGACAAACAUGCGACUCCGCUGACCUCGUCUACGAAGAACUCUUAUGGCCAAGACUCGAAGUUGGUGAUUACCUUACAAUCGAGAAGUUCGGCGCUUACACUUACUCUCCAACAUCAUUCUUCAACGGAUUCCCACACCACAAAGUCUUCCACAUCAACGAAGAAGAUGAAGAGUAA